CGACUGCACGCGAGACCUGUCAAGUUGUCUGACUUUGAAAACAUCUACAGCUUCUUACGACCCACGGCCGAAGCGGCCAACUUUCCCUGGGAUUUCUGCGGCACCCGGACAGAAGCCGUAUUCCAUGUGACCAUAACGAGGGCCCACUGCCCAGAAUUGCCCAUCAUGAAUAAGGACGGUUGCUACACAUAUAUCCACAUGCAGCGCCCACGCGACGCAGACCUGUUUGAGGACUUCUGCAAGGACAAGCUGCCCGACGACGAGAUCUACGUCGCGGCGCAGCACCAGCCCAUCAACCCGGAGGACGAGGACGACGUGGUGCCCGACCAGCACGCGGCGUUUGGCAUCCAGAAGGCCACGCAGCGCAGCAAGGAGUCCGCGUGGAAGGAUCUCGGGCUCGGCGAGCUCAUGAGCAGAGGUCCGCCUGCUGGCGGGAGCGGCGCCGGGGCAGGUACCAGGAGUGGUGCAGGAGGCACGGGCUUUGGUGUUGGAGGGAAGAAGACUGGCCGCAGCGGCUUGCCGAGGUAAGGGGUCGGGCGUCUCUCGACUUCUCGAGUCAGGCUCUUAAGGCGAUGUGUCGAAGAACCUAGGAUGGGGGAUUGCGGUUAUAUCAGGGGUCCUCAAGGCGGCAGCACUUUUAUGCUUGCCACCUCGACCUGCGAGGGAAAAUGACCUUUGUGCAGGAAAUUUUACGCACACAGGCGAUAGAAACGGUCGAGCUCGACGAGUGUUAUGUGGAAUCACGAAGAGAAUAUCACCAAACGAAUGAAACUGGUUGUCAUUAGCGUUUUGAGGCACGACCCAUCGUUCGACAACC
Molecule: messenger RNA, 817 nt
Organism: Microdochium trichocladiopsis
Lineage: Eukaryota; Fungi; Ascomycota; Sordariomycetes; Xylariales; Microdochiaceae
Product: Apc13p protein-domain-containing protein
Exons: 2
Coding region: 166-528 (120 amino acids)
Biological process (GO): positive regulation of mitotic metaphase/anaphase transition
Cellular component (GO): anaphase-promoting complex
Source: RefSeq, a predicted model, not a curated record